Molecule: messenger RNA, 1997 nt
Organism: Prosopis cineraria
Lineage: Eukaryota; Viridiplantae; Streptophyta; Magnoliopsida; Fabales; Fabaceae
Product: U3 snoRNP-associated protein-like EMB2271
Exons: 7
Coding region: 140-1690 (516 amino acids)
Cellular component (GO): small-subunit processome
Molecular function (GO): snoRNA binding; protein binding
Source: RefSeq, a predicted model, not a curated record
CAUGUUCUUGCCGAGCGCCUCCGGUACUCUGUUCGUAACUGUAAACCUCGGAAACUCAAGGCUUAAACCCUAGCUGUCUUCUGCGUAAACCCCAAUCUCUUAUCUCUCCGUCGAGUAACUGACCUUUAAACAUUCCAUUAUGGGGAGCAAGAAUCUUAAGAAGAAAGGCGGAAGGAAGGGUAAAAAUUUCUCAUCCAAUCAUGAUCCUUUCUUUGGCGACGAGCCGAGAAAGCGACGGAAAGUUGAUGACCAAGUGGAUGACGGUGAGAUAGAAAGUGACGAAGAGGAAGAUGACUUCUUUGGCGGCGGUGCUGAUGGGGAAGAGGAAGCUCAUGGGGCUGAGAUGGAAGAAGAAACUGAGGCUGAGGCAAGGAAGAGAAUUGCGGUGGAUUAUUUGAAAAUGUAUCGAAAUAUUGCUCGGAAAGAGAAGGAAGAAAGGGAAGAAGAUAGAGAAGAGAGUGAUGAUGAUGAUGAUGAAAAGGAAGGCGAAAAAGACUCCCUCAUAGCCCAGAAGUUGAUACAGGAGCAGCAAGAAGAGAGUGGGCGGGUUCGGAGAGCAUUAGCAUCCAGGGUGAAACAAAAAGGAACGAGUGGAGAAUUUCGCCUGUUAGUGAAGCAUAGACAGUCUGUUACUGCUGUGGCUCUAGCAGAGGAUGACAUGAAAGGCUUUUCAGCUUCAAAGGAUGGGACUAUUAUGCACUGGGAUCUAAAUAGCGGGAAAAGCGAAAAGUAUCAAUGGCCUAGUGAUGAAGUAAUGAGGUCUCAUGGGAUGAAAGAACCACAAGGUCGGGCUCGAAACCACAGUAAACAUGUGUUAGCAUUGGCUGUGAGCUCUGAUAGUCGGUAUUUGGCAACUGGAGGCCUUGACCGCCAUGUUCAUCUAUGGGAUACACGUACAAGGGAGCAUGUUCAGGCUUUUCAAGGUCAUAAGGGCCCAGUUUCGUGUCUAACUUUUAGGCAAGGAACUUCAGAACUUUUUUCUGGUUCAUUUGAUCGAAUGGUUAAGAUUUGGAAUGCUGAAGACAGAACUUAUAUGAAUACUUUAUUUGGCCACCAAAGUGAAGUAUUGAGUAUUGAUUGCUUACGAAAAGAAAGGGUACUAUCAGCUGGACGUGAUCGUAGCAUGCAGUUGUUUAAGGUUCAUGAAGAGUCACGAUUAGUUUUUCGUGCUCCUGCAUCGUCCUUGGAAUCCUGUUGUUUUGUUAAUAAUGAUGAAUUCUUGUCUGGAAUGGAUGAUGGAAGCAUUGAGUUUUGGAGCGUAAUGCGAAAGAAGCCUGUUUACAUUGUGAGAAACGCUCAUGCUGUACUGACAAAGGAGGUGGAAUCUGAACUGAAGGAUAAUGAAAGAAUCCCCAAUGGUAACUUAGAAAACGGGCAAUACAAACCUGAGAAUCAUCAUUGUUCAUCAGCUUCCUCAUGGGUUGGCGCAGUCACUGUUUGCAGGAACAGUGACCUUGCUGCAUCUGGUGCUGGUAAUGGUUCUGUUCGAUUUUGGGCAGUUGAAAGUGAGAGAAAGGAUGUUAUGCCUCUGUAUGAUGUACCAUUGGUCGGAUUUGUGAAUUCCUUGGCUUUUGCAAAAUCAGCAGAGUUCCUGGCUGCUGGAGUUGGACAGGAACCUCGUCUGGGAAAGUGGGGUCGAAUCCCAGAAGCUCGAAAUGGUAUUUUCAUUCAUCCCCUGAAGUUAACAUAAGGCAAUGAGGACUAUGGUCUGUACCCCUCACAAUUUUGACUUCUGAAGAAAUGCUACAUUGAUCUCAAGGAUAUGUCGCUGAUCCUAAUUACGUUAUUUAUCUUACCUAUCUCUAAGCUGUGGUGGAGGGAAAAGCAUCCAAGUUUUUCGAGUAUUCAUAUCUAUUUAUUAUUACUUAAAUUGUAUUUGGCCAAAUGCAUAUAGCUAACAUUUCAAUUCGUGGGAUGAAGGAUCAUAAAAUUGGAGCUUUAAGCACUGUUUAGUUGUUGGAAAGAAAUGAAAUGAAAUGGGUUGAUAGAGAAUAAAA